GCCGCGUAAUGUCUUCUCUCGUCGUGUCAUCCACCAUGCCAGCAUGAGGCGGCUCACGAUCCUUCUCCUCGCCCUCGCGCUUGCGCUGCUUGUUCUAGCCGAGCCUUCUGUGCGGGGCGACGCGGACAACUCCCUCGAUGCCGAUGCCGAUGCCGAUGCCGACGCCGACGCCGACGCCCUCGACGUGGACAUGCCAGAAGAACCAGAUCCUUGCGCAAGCCUAUACACCGCACACGACAUCCUCCAGGCUCUCCAGCCGAACCGGUAUGCGCACCUCCACAGGAAGCUCGGCGGCGCCGCGCCUGCGCGGAGGUUACCGGACGAGCUGGGGUGGAGCAGCCAAGGCCCCCUCUCCUCCGCGCUCCGCAUCUCCUCCCGCCUAGUCUCCACCCUCAACCCCCUCAACCUCCUCUCCAAAGUCCAGCGGCCCUCCGCGCGCCGCCCUCGCAUCUCUGCCUCCACACGCGAACGCAUCGACCGCGUAUACGCCGCGCUCGACGAAGCCGACCAAAAAGGAUGCCCCACCGCUCUCGCAUUGCGCGCCGACAUGCUCCUCUUCCCCCCCUCGCGCGCCAUCCAGCAGGACCUGCCCGCCGCGUACGACCUCUACAAGCGCUAUCUCGACCUCUCGUCCGACGCGCACGCCCAGUUCGUCGUCGGCUUCUUCCAUGCUACUGGCGUCGGCGGCGUGCCACGCGACCAGGGGCUGGCCACGCUCUACUACACCUUCUCCGCAUUGCAGGGGCACAAGCCUGCGCAGAUGGCACUGGGAUACCGCCACUGGGCUGGAAUAGGGGUUAAAGAGGACUGCCUUACAGCGCUCAACUUUUACGAGAAGGCAGGCAAGAGCGCCUACGACAAGUACGUCGCUGGCCCUCCGGGCGGCGAAACACUCCCGCUCUCACCGUCCAGGAUCUCGGACCGCCUCGGUGGCGUGUUUGGGCCACAUGCCACAUGGUCUCUCACGGGGUUCAAUGUCCACUACAUGACCGUCAAGGCAAUCAACGCGCUCGCGCGCGGCGAGUCCGAGCCCGAAAUCCUCGAGUAUCUCAAGUACAACUCGGACCGGGGGCAGAUGCGCUACACAUGGCGCCUCGGGCACCACUACUAUGCCGGCUCGGUCUUUCCGCAUGGGUCGGGCGGUGUGUCGUCGGGCGCCGAGGAGAUUGGCGAGAUCCCGCAGAGCUUUGACGAGGCACGCAAGUACUUCCACAAGGUUGCGCGGCAGAUGUGGCCCGUCGACUUUGAGGCGGACGGCAAGCCUGGCCUGCGGAAGCAGAUGAGCGACGAGCGGAGGAAGGAGCUCAGCGACCCCGCUAUGGUUGCCGCCGCCUUUCUCGGGCGCAUGUAUAUGCGUGGCGAAGGCGUCAAGCAGGACUUCAAGCUCGCGCGGCUGUGGUACGAGCGCUCGGCGAAUCUCGGCGACCGCGAGUCGCAUAAUGGCUUGGGGAUUCUGUACCGCGACGGCCUCGGGGUCAAGAAGGACCUCGAAAAGGCUUUCAAGUACUUCCAAGCUGCGGCGGGCCUCGAGCUCCCCGACGCCGAGAUCAACAUUGGCAAAAUGUUGCUCGCACGCGGGGACAAGCUGCGCGCGAGCCAGUACUUCAUCCACGCGCUGCAGCACGGCUCGCCGUUCGAAGCGUUCUACCACCUCGCAACGUUGCACAGCGCGAGCGCACAUGCGCCGCUCGACCAGGGCUUCUCGCCCGGCGCAUGCGGCGUCGCCGUGGGCUAUUACAAGCUCGUGAGCGAAGUUGGCGCAUGGGACGACGACUACAUUGGCGAGGCGAACCGCGCGUGGGGUCGCGGCGAGGAGGACAAGGCGCUGCUUGGCUGGUGGAUCGCCGCGGAAAUGGGCUCCGAGAUCGGGCAGAACAACGUCGCGUUCAUGCUUAACCGCGGGUCCACGCACUUUGGGCGCCCGAUCCCCGCCGACACCGAACUCAUGCUCUGGACGCGCAGUGCCGCGCAGGGCAACGCCGACGCCAUGGUCAUGGUCGGUGACUCGUAUUACACCGGGACCUACCUCAACUCGAGCACGGCGACCAACAUCACGCACUCGUCGCCCGAUUACCGCCGCGCAUUCGGGUACUAUCAAACCGCGGCGGAGAAGCACAACCCCAUGGCCUACUGGAACCUCGGGUACAUGUACGAGAACGGGCUCGGCGUCCCGCGCGACUGGCAUCUCGCGAAGCGCAACUACGACUUGGCGCUGCACGUGUCCCCCGACGACGCCUACCUGCCAUGGGUGUUGAGCCUGACGAAGCUCUAUCUCCGGAGCUGGUGGACGGACAUGCGCACGCACGGCGGCGUGCCCGGCCUCGCGUUGUUCGACGACGAAGAGGCGCCCGGGGUGUGGGAGGGCAUCAAGAAGCUGUUCGCGGGCCCGCCGGAGCGCGAGCGCGCCCGCGACGACGACGAGUACGAGGACUACUCCGGCGCCGGGUGGGAGGGGGGCGCGGGCGACGACCUCGACGACGUCGAGGACAUGGCGGAGAACAUCGUCAUCCUCGCUGUCACGGGGCUUAUUAUGCUCCUCUUUUGGCUGCGCCAGCGCUGGGGCCAGAUCGGGUUCGCGGGGCUGCAGCAGCCUGCGCGCAUGGCGUAAUGUAUUGCUAGCAUAGAUUAGAGAAGGUCAGGCCGGCGAGCUGCCCGGAGGACGCUGAAGCUGCAGUCGCACGAGAAAUGUUGCAUUCUUUCGCUUGUCGAUGUGUCUAUCUCCCUCCGCCUUGCUACACCACCCUCUCGCCCUUGUCGUUCCACACUUUCUCGCUCACGUCAAUCUCCGUCGGCGUCUUGCGGCGCGCGAAGACGUGGAAGUGCGCGUACCCCGGCACGCUCUGCAGCCGGGGCGGGUUGACAAACCACAGCGUCUCGAAUCCGCGCGGGUCAAACAGCCCGCGCACCAUCUUGGCCACCUCGUGUCCCCCCUUCGCCUCGUACUCGACCCCAGCCCAGCGCCGGACUUCCGCGCCCGCAUACCGCACAUCGACGGCAUACCAACCCUCCCCGCCGGCGUCGGGGCACGCGCGCCCACUCACCGCCGCCGCCCCUGUGUCCCUCUCCGCCGCCGCCG
This is a messenger RNA of Cutaneotrichosporon oleaginosum, 3076 nucleotides long. RefSeq lists its product as uncharacterized. Gene Ontology annotation, molecular function: protein binding. NCBI's taxonomy places the organism in Eukaryota, Fungi, Basidiomycota, Tremellomycetes, Trichosporonales, Trichosporonaceae. The record is from RefSeq and is a predicted model, not a curated record. Gene Ontology annotation, cellular component: endoplasmic reticulum membrane. Gene Ontology annotation, biological process: ERAD pathway.